This is a messenger RNA of Galdieria sulphuraria, 1965 nucleotides long. RefSeq lists its product as uncharacterized. Gene Ontology annotation, cellular component: cytoplasm; mRNA cleavage factor complex. The transcript is spliced from 2 exons. Bases 11 to 1876 code for a protein of 621 amino acids. Gene Ontology annotation, biological process: termination of RNA polymerase II transcription. NCBI's taxonomy places the organism in Eukaryota, Rhodophyta, Bangiophyceae, Galdieriales, Galdieriaceae. The record is from RefSeq and is a predicted model, not a curated record. Gene Ontology annotation, molecular function: ubiquitin binding; mRNA binding; RNA polymerase II complex binding.
CAUAGGUUGCAUGGACUCUCCCAGUGCUUAUUUGGACGCUUCUAAAGAGUACAGUGAGUUUCUUUUAGACCUCACUUUCAACUCCAAGCCUAUCAUCGACAACCUUACUGCUAUAGCUGCAGAAAAUAAACACGCUGCAUCAGCGAUUGUGAAAGCUAUAGAGUCACGAAUUGCGGCCGUGUCUCCAGAUAAAAAGUUGCCAGCACUAUAUCUUCUAGAUUCAAUAGUUAAAAAUGUUGGGGAACCUUACAGAAGCCUCUUCGAGAAGAAUCUUCAGACGACGUUUCUUUCGGCUUUCAGAACCGUGCCAAAAGCAGUGAGACAAAGCAUGAUGAGACUUUUGGAAACCUGGCCACCCUAUUUUGGAAACAACUUGAUCUCAUUAUUGAAGGUCCGAGCAAAUGAAGUUCAAAAACAAAUACAGGAGAAUACGAAAGGAUACGAAGCUGUACACGUCAAUCCCCAGGUUUUGCUUAGGACCACAGCAGGAAAUAGUCAUGUCGAUACCAAACCACAAAACUAUAAUGUUUCUUAUUUAGAACGAGCCCAGGAAAAGGUUCCAGUGCCCAAGCCCAAAGAAAAUAGAAUUCCUGCCUUUUUGCGUCUACAGCAACAUGGAAUAUUGAAUAACAAUAGCGAACCAACUAGAAAGUCGAGCAGCAAGCAAGCUAGUGGUGUCCAUUCACGCUUGGACACAUCAUCGGAGUUGAUGAAGCAGCUUCAAGUGGAAACUCAACUGUUAGUAGAUACCAUCAAUGCCCAACUAGUCCGUGGAAUGAUGCCAACACAAGAGCAAUUAAAUGCAUUGCAAGCUCUUGUAACCGUGAUUCUCCAAUAUGCAAAUUUUAACAUUAUUGCACAAAACUUUGUACCAUAUCUGCAACAGCACACCGACAAUAUAGUCAAUCAGAUAAAAACUCUGCAAGAAAAUCAACAAGCCCAAGAACAAGAAGCUGUAAUUGCGAACGCAAUCCAGUCCCUUAUGUCAGGCUACAACAGCCAGCUCGUUCCGCAGAAUUCGGAAUCUUCUCUACUAGUUUCAGAGAGAAAAAUUUUUCCAAAUAAUUCGAAAUUCGAGAGCGAUGUCAGUAGUAGUUGUCAAGUGCAAGACGAAAUCAUAACAGAUUUCAAUAUUUUAAGAAGACUUGAUCAUGGUUUUAUCGUUUGUAAGCUUUACGAUGACUUACAAAUAGUGAGUGAGUCUGAUGGUUCCAGAUUCGCAACCAGAGAGGACUUGCGUCAACACCUAGAUUGGUUAUUUGAGUGGAACAAAAGAUUAAGAGCUCGGAGACAAGGAGGGAUAUGUCGAAUGUGGUAUUCGAGUGUUCAUGAAUGGAUACAAGGAACCACUUCUGUAAGGAAUUCAGGAAUGAUCUCAUCUUCAAUGAUUUUUGAGGAUGGCACUUCUCAAAUAAACAUAGAUAAACGAGAGCAACAAUUGAAGAAGGUAGAUGAGGAAGCAAAUCAAACACACCGACAUGAGAACAAAGUAUUUGCAGGAGAUUGUGAAGACAGAUGUUUUGUUUGUGGAGACUGUUUCGAAAUGGAAUGGGAUGACGAGCUGGAAGCUCUUGUAUAUAAGGAUGCUAUCAAAGAAGGAGGUGAUGAAGGGACAAAAAUAUUUCAUGUUGAUUGUUAUUCAGUUUGGAAGUCUCAAGGAGGCAGCCAUGAUUGGAAAAGUGAAGAUCGUGACAAGAAUGCCAACGAGGUUGAAGAUUCUACUCUGGAGAAUUUUGAACAUAAGGAAAGUUUUUCAGGUAGUGAUUUGGGUUUUGAAAUCAAAGCAGAACCAACGAAGCUUGAUGCAUCCGAAGAUUUCCCUGAUGGAACCAGUGAUUUCCCUCAGAAAAGGCUUCGCACAAAGGAAGUCUUGUGACGAGACACUUCUCCUGUUGGCAUAAUUUAGCUGACAUGGUGUUACUCCGAACUAAGACUAAAAAAGUAAAUAUAUAUGACUAACAAAUG